GCGCCGCCAGUUAACACAAUGCAGCGCCGCUGUGGGUUCUCUGGGGUUAUCACAUUGUGUUUCCUCUUGUUGUUGGAGUGUCCAAAGGUGGCCGGUAAGGUAUCCAUUCCACAUAAUGUUACUGACCUACAUUGGCAUCCCGCCACCGCCACUUGGUACGGCAGUCCUAACGGUGAUGGUAGCGACGGCGGAGCAUGUGGGUACGGGUCGUUAGUCGACGUGAGGCCGCUGAAGGCCAGAGUGGGAGCGGUGAGCCCGGUGCUGUUCAAGAACGGGGAAGGCUGCGGAGCUUGCUACAAAGUUAAGUGCCUAGAUAAGAACAUAUGCUCGAAGAAGCCCGUGACCAUCAUUGUAAUGGACAGGAGUCCUACGGGGCCGGGAGUCAUCGGCCGCACCCAUUUCGACUUAAGUGGUGCGGCCUUUGGUCAUAUGGCUGUACGUGGUCGGAGUUCGCAGCUCAGGAACUUAGGUGAACUCCGAGUUUUGUAUAGAAGGACCCCAUGUAAAUAUCCCGGGAGCGGGAAGAGUAUCGCUUUCCAUGUGAAUUCUGGCUCAACUGGUUUCUGGCUAUCUCUUCUUAUAGAAUUUGAGGAUGGAGAUGGAGAUAUUGGAUCAAUGCAUAUAAGAGAAGCAAAUUCUAAUGAACGGCUAGAGAUGAAUCAUCUGUGGGGAGCAAAUUGGAACAUAAAUGGGUGACCUUUGAAGGGACCAUUCUCAGUGAAACUAACAACAUUAUCAACAAGAAGAACACGUUCUGCAAGAGAUGUCAUUCCCAGGAAUUGGAAGCCAAAAGCGACCUAC
Messenger RNA from Hibiscus syriacus, 801 nucleotides. Its product is annotated as expansin-B16-like. The coding region runs from base 19 to 696 and encodes 225 amino acids. Gene Ontology annotation, biological process: sexual reproduction. The transcript is spliced from 4 exons. Gene Ontology annotation, cellular component: extracellular region; plasmodesma. NCBI's taxonomy places the organism in Eukaryota, Viridiplantae, Streptophyta, Magnoliopsida, Malvales, Malvaceae. The record is from RefSeq and is a predicted model, not a curated record.